Molecule: messenger RNA, 780 nt
Organism: Pseudozyma flocculosa PF-1
Lineage: Eukaryota; Fungi; Basidiomycota; Ustilaginomycetes; Ustilaginales; Ustilaginaceae
Exons: 3
Coding region: 1-780 (259 amino acids)
Source: RefSeq, a predicted model, not a curated record
AUGCUCUCCCUCAAAAAGUCGCUUGUCCUCGUCUCGGCCCUGGCCGCUGCGCCGCUGAGUGUUGCCGGCUCUUCGCUCUCGGAGCACAUGCACAUGGACCUCGUCGCGCGCCAGCAGCAGGACCCCAACACGCCGCUUUUCCUCAACUCGCCAUUCUGCAACUAUUUCCAGUGCUCGAUCAUCGUCGUCGCAGGAGACCCGGUCGUCGUCAACUGGCUCAAUGCGCCGCCCGGCGAUGUGCAGGUCGAUCUCAUGACCGACAACUCCAGCAAGCUGGCCUACUCGAUCGCGCGGGCUCCUGGUGUCUCGCAGACGUGCGAUGCCGGUCAGGGAUACGGCGUCCCCGUUCCUGGAACGACUUGCGGUGGCUUCGUCUUCACCGUCCCCAGCGCAUGGGCCAACGGCAACUACUCGAUGCGGGCGACCUCGGUGCAGAACCCAUCGAUCGACUCUUACACGGACGUCAUCCUGAUCCAGAACAAGGGCGAGGUCAAGGACACGCCGUUUGCCGUCAUCAGCGGCUCGGUCGAGGGCGGUCCCGCGAGCACCGCAGCUCCCUCGGCCACGUCGAGCGCCGCUGGUUCGUCUUCCGCUCCCGCCUCGACUGCCGCUCCCACUUCGACUGGCUCUGCUCGCCCCACUUCGAGUGCCAGCAGGCCGGCGAGCUCCAGCGCCGCACCCUCUGCUACGUCGGCGCCCAGCUCCGGCACGCGCGCCUCGAGCUCCAUUGUUCUUGGUUCGGUCGCCGUGGUGGCCCUCGGCCUCGCCGUGCUCCUCUGA